AUGGCUUCAGAGAAGAGUACGUCAAUUCACGAGCCCGACGCGAAACAUGUCGAGGACAUCCAACAUGGAGGCAAAGACCACGGCGUCAACGUCGCCGCCAUCGUCGAAGACCACGAUAUUGAAGCCAUUCCCCCAGACGAGCGCGAAGACAAGGAGACCCGUCGUAUUGUCCGCAAAAUCGACAUGCGCCUCCUCCCCGUCCUCGCCACGAUCUACUCCUUCGCCCUCAUCGACCGCGUUAACCUCCCCAAUGCCAGGAUCGCCGGCAUGGAUGAGGACUUGGGUCUCUCAAUCGGCAAUAGAUACACUCUUGUGACGAUGAUUUUCUUCGUGCCGUAUGUGAUCUUCCAGUUCCCUGCCAAUAUCGUCAUUCGGAAACUCGGGGCGUGUCUCUGGUUAUCUUCCCUGGGCUGCGCCUGGGGCAUCGUUUCCAUCGGGAUUGGCUUCAACCACAAAUGGACCGAUCUCAUGGGCUGUAGAGUCCUUCUCGGAAUCUUGGAGGCGGGCUAUUAUCCUGGUUGUAUCUUCCUGCUCUCGUGUUGGUACCUCAGAUAUGAAGUGCAGAAGCGAUUCAGCGCUUUCUACUUGCUUGCGCUGCUGUCGUCUGGCUUUUCAAAUAUCCUCGCGUACGGCUUGAGCCAGAUGGAUGGGGUUGAAAACCUUCGUGGUUGGCGCUGGAUCUUCAUCAUGGAAGGCAUCAUCACCGUCCUCCUCGGCCUGCUGGGCUACGUCUUCAUCAUCGACUUCCCAGACAAAUCCACUCGACCCUUCCUCAUCCUCCGCAAACCCUUCCUCACCAUCCCCGAAGCCAAAAUCGUCCUGGACCGCAUCAACCGCGACCGCGGCGACGCCGUCGUCGACACCCUCACCGCCCAAAAAGUCCUCGUCUUCCUCCGCGACUGGAAAAUCUGGGAGUACGCCUGGCUGUACUGCCUCAACAACACCGUCACCUACUCCUUCAGCUUCUUCCUGCCCAUCAUCCUCAAAGGCGACAUGGGCUACUCCACCGCCAUGUCCCAGGUCCUCUCCUUCCCCCCAUACGUCGCCGCGGCCCCCUGGAUGUUCUUCACCGCGUGGGUCGCCGACAGGUACCGUAUCCGCGGCGCGAUACUCAUCUUCAACUGCGCCGCCGCCAUCGUCGGCGUCGCCAUGGUCGGCUACGCCACCUCCAGCCCCGCCGCGCGCUACGCCGGCGUCUUCCUAGGCGUGUGUGGAGCGAAUAGCAACGUCCCCACGAUUCUGAGCUACAUGCACAACAACAUCGUCGGGCAGAUGAAGCGGAGCGUCGCGAGCGCGCUCAUUAUUGGCGGCGGGGCGAUUGGCGGGAUCAUCGCGUCGAAUAUUUUUCGGCAGCAGGAUGCGCCGAGGUAUACGCCUGCGAUGGCUACGGUGAUUGCGACGCAGGUGGAAGAAUCGAAAGGCGGAGAGCGGGGAGGUGGUGCUUGA
This is a messenger RNA of Zasmidium cellare ATCC 36951, 1446 nucleotides long. RefSeq lists its product as uncharacterized. The coding region runs from base 1 to 1446 and encodes 481 amino acids. Gene Ontology annotation, cellular component: membrane. NCBI's taxonomy places the organism in Eukaryota, Fungi, Ascomycota, Dothideomycetes, Mycosphaerellales, Mycosphaerellaceae. The transcript has 4 exons. Gene Ontology annotation, biological process: transmembrane transport. The record is from RefSeq and is a predicted model, not a curated record. Gene Ontology annotation, molecular function: transmembrane transporter activity.